AUGCUUUCUGCUGCCAAGCCCAUGGCUCUGAAAGCCGUUGUAUUGCUGAAUGUUCCUGAUAUCCUUGCCAUUCAUGGCAAUGGAAAUCCAUUGUCUGUGGAGGAGAUGGCUGCCCACAUUUCUUCUUCCACCGGCAAACCUGCCCACACGAAUUACCUGUUCAGAAUUCUAAGAUUUUUGGCUUCAAUCAAAGUCUUUAGUGAAGAAAGCACAGCGAUUGGUGAUGGGACUACCCAGUUCAAAUAUGGGUUGACCCACAUUUCUAAGUUUCUGGUGAAACACAAAAAUGAGUAUUGCAGUGCACCUUUUCGGCUGGUGCCAAACCAGAAAGCCGGUCUGAAUGGUUUUCAGCAUUUGCAGGAAUCUGUGAUAGAACGCUGCGAUGCAUUCAGCAGAGCUAAUGGCAUGAGCUUCUAUGAAUAUAACUGUGAUAAUCCUGAAGCCAACACUAUUUUCAAUGAGGGCAUGGCCGGCCAUACCAGAGCUGUCAUGGCUUCACUGUUUAAGAUGUAUGAUGGAUUUAAGAAUGUGAAGAGUGUGGUGGAUGUCAGAGGAGGAGUGGGUUCUGCAUUGGCAUUAAUACUUGCACAACACCCACACCUUCAUGGUAUUACUUUUGACCUGCCUCAUGGUAUAAGGGCUUCAUCUCCUGUUUUGAGUGAGUAA
This is a messenger RNA of Cryptomeria japonica (Japanese cedar), 666 nucleotides long. Its product is annotated as caffeic acid 3-O-methyltransferase-like. The transcript has a single exon. Gene Ontology annotation, molecular function: protein dimerization activity; S-adenosylmethionine-dependent methyltransferase activity; O-methyltransferase activity. The record is from RefSeq and is a predicted model, not a curated record. NCBI's taxonomy places the organism in Eukaryota, Viridiplantae, Streptophyta, Pinopsida, Cupressales, Cupressaceae. The coding region runs from base 1 to 666 and encodes 221 amino acids. Gene Ontology annotation, biological process: methylation.